Messenger RNA from Eimeria tenella, 1093 nucleotides. RefSeq names its product Eukaryotic translation initiation factor 3 subunit 9, putative. Gene Ontology annotation, cellular component: eukaryotic translation initiation factor 3 complex. Gene Ontology annotation, biological process: translational initiation. The transcript is spliced from 8 exons. The annotation marks the transcript as partial. Lineage: Eukaryota; Apicomplexa; Conoidasida; Eucoccidiorida; Eimeriidae. The record is from RefSeq and is a predicted model, not a curated record. Gene Ontology annotation, molecular function: RNA binding; translation initiation factor binding; translation initiation factor activity.
AUGGUAAAAGUAACGAAGGAGGAUUUGGAGAAGUUGGAGAUCAAGGAGGAGGAGCAGGAAGAGCUUCUGAAAUACAUUUCAGAUGACAGCGAUGAAGACGAAGAAGCUCUUACAAAAAAGCUGGAGGCUUUUGAGCCUCUGCUGCAGAUGGACGACCGAUUCCCAGACACAGUGAUCAUGGUUGGAGUCCCGCUGGUGGGCGCGGACCGGCUGGAGAAGCUGACGGCGGUGCUGCGGAAGAAGAUAGCGGACGAGUUGUCUCGCAAGGGCGGCGAAGACGUCGAGGGUUCCUUCUUGAUUGAACUUCCGAUGAACUCCGACAAAACCCUAACUCGGGGUUGUUGUUUUUUGACAUUUCCGAGUGUAUAUGCAGCUCAGCAUGCAGCCAGGGCCCUCAACGGAUACAAGAUCGACAAAAGACAUACUUUUCGAGCAGCUCUUCUUGACGAGUUCGACGAGAUUGUCGCCAGAGACAAGGACUACAAGCCCGCCAUCACGCUCCGCGGGUUUACGCGGGAGGACGUGCGUUGGUGGCUGAGCGACGCGCGGUUUCGCGAACAGUUCGUGCUGCGCUUCGACUCCGAAACGGAGGUUUACUGGCUAGACCCUCUCGAGGGAAACCCUUGCACUCUUUGCUACGAUGGCCAAAAAGAAAAGCAAGACGGAAAGGCGGUUUGGACCGAACUCAAGGUCCAGUGGUCCCCCCAGGGCUCCUUCCUCGCCACCUUCCACAGACAGGGUAUUGCCCUGUGGGCCGGCAGGAACUUCGAGAAGAAGGCGCGGCUGGAGCACAAGGAAGUCAAGCAGAUCAUGUUCUCCCCGAAAGAGACUUACAUGCUCUCUUGGGAUGGAACCCCAGCAUCAAUGCGAAACGAAAAGGCGUUUAAGACAUGGAACGUGAUGACGGGUGAGAUGCUGCGGCAGUUCGCCACGCCCGCAGCCACUCCAAGAGGCACUGAAUUUCCUCACUUUUUAUUUUCUCAUGAUGAAAAGUACUUGGCGAAAAUUGGAGACAAAGAAUUGUGCAUUUACGCAAUGGACCCCAAGGACAACUUCCCGGACCAGGCCGCCGACGAGGACGUUACUCCUGUGA